GUUGACGUUUGCCUUCGAGUGCACACGAAUUCGCUUCCAAAAUAAAUAAACACGUCGUGCUUUCUGCCAGCAAUAAAAUAGAUAAUGCAGUGUAAAAUCUUGUGCUAAGUGAAGCAAACUGGUGCUGCAUGUGAUCGCCAAUCGCGAAACUGUAUAGUUUGUGUUAGCUAGCGAAAAACAGAGGAAAUCCCCGAAUCAUGUCUCGUCACCGAAAUGUACGCAACGCAGUCUACGACGAUUACGACGACGAUGAUUAUCAGUACGGACACUCGGUGGAGGAUGAAUGCAUCUCCCCGACCGAUGCACAGCAAUGGAUCUACGACCGUGCCAAAGGUCAGCAGAGUAUGUCCGAGUUUCUUGCCAACAAUCGCGACAUCGAAGAAGAAGACGACGAUGAACUGGCGGCGGAAAAUGUACGCGACGGUGCAGCACACAAACGGCGCGAUUCCGAGUGCUUUCAAAUGCCGGAUCUGAACGAUGAAGAUCGCGCACGGUUGUUGUCCUGUAUGGAUGAAAUCCGUGAUAUCGUGGGUGAAACGUGCAGUGACCGCCAGAUGGUGGAGGCAAUCAUGAAGCACGACUACGACUGCAGCAAGGCGCUGGACGAGAUACUGAACAGCAACAAGACGCCACCCGCGCUUGUCGCGAAAUCAGGAAGCAAACUAACGGCUGAUACGAUGGAAAAAGGCAUCGGUGAGCGGUUGCUAGAACGCUCGGGAAAGAUGCUUCAAUCGACGCUCCACAACGUACCGAUCAUUGUUGCAACGCCAACACCAAUCGAAGCUCGGCCUGCUGGCGGUGAUGUGGCGUCGACUGUUGUAAUCACUCCGAAUCCGUCGGUGGCUAAAAAAACGCUCGCAUUUGAGGUGAACAGCCCACGCGUGCAGUCUCCCUGCGUGUCCGGCCGCAAUACGCCCGAAAUUACGGACGAAGCUCGACAGCUGCAGCAACAAUCGCUUAAGGCAACUCCGAAGGAACCGGUGCGAAAUGCGAAGGAACUGUUCAGCAAGGAGCGCGGCACAAGGAAGGAUCACAUUCAUAUGGUGGUGAUUGGCCACGUGGAUGCGGGCAAGAGCACGCUUAUGGGCCAUCUGCUGUACGAUACCGGGAACGUUUCGCAGCGCGUCAUGCACAAACACGAGCAGGAGAGCAAAAAGCUGGGCAAGCUGAGCUUCAUGUAUGCCUGGGUGCUGGACGAAACGGGCGAGGAGCGGGAACGAGGCAUUACGAUGGACGUCGGGAGUACGCGGUUCGAGACCACAACGAAGGAGAUUACACUGCUAGAUGCCCCUGGCCAUAAGGAUUUCAUUCCAAACAUGAUAUCGGGAGCGAAUCAGGCCGAUGUGGCGUUGCUGGUGGUUGACGCUACGCGUGGCGAAUUCGAAACCGGAUUCGAACAGGGUGGACAAACGCGGGAGCACGCACUGUUGGUGCGCUCUCUUGGCGUCAGCCAGCUCGGUGUGGUCGUAAACAAACUGGACACAGUCGGAUGGUCUAAGGAACGGUUCGAUGAGAUCGUUAACAAGCUGAAGGUGUUCCUCAAGCAGGCUGGCUUCCGAGAUGCGGACGUCACGUACGUCCCUUGCUCGGGACUUACCGGCGAGAAUUUGGUUAAAGAUCCGACCGAUCUCGGAUUGAUUCAGUGGUACGAUGGACCGACUCUUUUGAAAGUGAUUGAUUCCUUCAAAACACCGGAACGUGCGAUCGACAAACCGUUCCGCCUGUCGGUGGCAGACAUUUUCAAAGGCACCGGGUCCGGCUUCUGCCUGUGCGGUCGUAUCGAAUCCGGUAUGGUGUGCGUAAACGACAAGGUGCUGGUGUGCCCCAGCAAGGAGCAAGCCGUCGUCAAGAACAUCACAAUCGAUGAGCUACCUCAACAGACCGCCUUCGCUGGCGAUCAGGUAUCGCUAACGCUGGCCAACGUUGACAUCAACACCAUCUCGGUCGGGUACAUUCUGUCCGACCUUUACCAUCCGGUUCCGUUGGCUACGCGGAUACUCGCGCGCAUCGUUGUGUUUAACAUUAAGGUUCCGAUUACGCGGGGCUAUCCGGUGCUGCUGCACCAUCAGUCGCUGAUCGAGCCGGCCACGAUUCGGAAGCUUAAGGCACAGCUGCACAAGGGCACCGGGGAGGUGCUUAAGAAGAAUCCUCGCUGUCUGGGCAACAAUUCGUGCGCAUUGGUUGAGAUUGAAUUUCAGCGACCGAUCGGCAUGGAGCGGUAUGCGGAUUUUAAGGAUCUGGGAAGGAUUAUGUUGCGCGUGGAGGGUGUCACGAUUGCUGCCGGCUUGGUAACGGAAAUCGUUAAGUAAGAACGACGAAGCAAAAAUCUUCCCUCUCAUACUGUUUCGCUUUGAAUGUGCUGUGUUUCGUCGUGCGGAGGAAUAAAACUAUUUGCGAAGGACGGAACCCCCCGUCAUUGCGGAAUCGUU
Molecule: messenger RNA, 2429 nt
Organism: Anopheles stephensi (Asian malaria mosquito)
Lineage: Eukaryota; Metazoa; Arthropoda; Insecta; Diptera; Culicidae
Gene: HBS1
Product: HBS1-like protein
Exons: 6
Coding region: 198-2309 (703 amino acids)
Biological process (GO): translation
Molecular function (GO): GTPase activity; GTP binding
Source: RefSeq, a predicted model, not a curated record